AUGCGUCAAUUUCCUUCAAGAUAUCAUCAUUACUAUUUUUUAAUUAGUCCGGGAUGUUCUCACUACUCACUCUACAGCCACACCUUCACCACUUUAACCUCACUCUAUAACCACACCUUCACCGCUUUAACCUCACUCUACAGCCACACCUUCACCACUUUAACCUCACUCUACAGCCACACCUUCACCGCUUUAACCUCACUCUAUAACCACACCUUCACUGCUUUAACCUCACUCUAUAACCACACCUUCACCGCUUUAACCUCACUCUAUAACCACACCUUCACGGCUUUAACCUCACUCUAUAACCACACCUUCACUGCUUUAACCUCACUCUAUAACCACACCUUCACUGCUUUAACCUCACUCUAUAACCACACCUUCACCGCUUUAACCUCUCUCUAUAACCACACCUUCACCGCUUUAACCUCACUCUAUAACCACACCUUCACCACUUUAACCUCACUCUAUAACCACACCUUCAAAGCUUUAACCUCACUCUAUAACCACACCUUCACCGCUUUAACCUCACUCUAUAACCACACCUUCACCGCUUUAACCUCACUCUAUAACCACACCUUCACUGCUUUAACCUCACUCUACAGCCACACCUUCACCGCUUUAACCUCACUCUAUAACCACACCUUCACUGCUUUAACCUCACUCUACAGCCACACCUUCACCGCUUUAACCUCACUCUAUAGCCACACCUUCACUGCUUUAACCUCACUCUAUAACCACACCUUCACCUUUAACUCACUUAACCUCACUCUAUAG
This is a messenger RNA of Candidula unifasciata, 777 nucleotides long. The record is from the annotation of a GenBank genome assembly. Lineage: Eukaryota; Metazoa; Mollusca; Gastropoda; Stylommatophora; Geomitridae.